AUGAAUAUAAUGCACCGGCAACGUGAAUCAACAUUGGUGAUGGUUAAGGAAUUAAGUCCGAGAAAGGAGAAGGUUAUUUCUAGAAUAUAUGUUGAAUCCCAAAAUUUGAGAGUGCAUUGGUCAUGUAAUUGGAGGUUUGAGGUAGUUGAUGGUGAAAAAUCCUUUGCUGUUGAUUUAAUGGAUAAGAAUUGUUCAUGCAGAGCUUGGCAGAUCAAUAAGCUUCCAUGCAAGCACUCUUGCGCCGCUAUUGAGUUGAGGUUGUUGUCGUUGCAUGAUUUUUGCGACAAGUAUUUCAAGACUGGAAUGUAUCGUCAAGCAUACAAAGGAAUUAUUAAUCCAAUUCCAACUUUUGACAUUAACGAGUCAAAUCUUGAUGAAGGAAAUGUAAUCAAUGCUCCUGAUGAGCAUAGUCAGCUAGGUCAUAGGAGGACUAAGAAGAUACCAUCUCAAGUUGAAACACGUGUGUCAAAGUAUAGUCGUUGUCAUAAGAAAGGCCACAGCAGACGUAGUUGCAAAGAAGCUAUAAACUAG
Molecule: messenger RNA, 531 nt
Organism: Zingiber officinale
Lineage: Eukaryota; Viridiplantae; Streptophyta; Magnoliopsida; Zingiberales; Zingiberaceae
Exons: 1
Coding region: 1-531 (176 amino acids)
Molecular function (GO): zinc ion binding
Source: RefSeq, a predicted model, not a curated record